This is a messenger RNA of Talaromyces marneffei, 1257 nucleotides long. RefSeq lists its product as uncharacterized. Bases 1 to 1257 code for a protein of 418 amino acids. The transcript has a single exon. NCBI's taxonomy places the organism in Eukaryota, Fungi, Ascomycota, Eurotiomycetes, Eurotiales, Trichocomaceae. The record is from RefSeq and is a predicted model, not a curated record.
AUGGUCAAAUACGUCUACACCAUCUCUGCAGCAGCCUUACUAAAACUGGGCUGGUCCUCGUUGGCAGCUGCAGCAUUAAUCAACUUACCUCUCAACGACCUCUUCAUACGGGACAAUUCUGCGACUUGCCCCACGAACUCUACCUCGUGCGGUAGCUCGUAUUCCGGGAACUUUUGCUGCGCGUCAGAUACGACGUGUCUCCGCUUGGAUAGUGGAAGCAGUGUCCUCUGUUGUCCCACGGGAGAGGACUGUUCAUUCAUCGAACCGAUUACUUGCAAUGUGCAGGCAAUGAACGCUACUGCUAAUCCAACUGCCCCAAUACAGUCCACGAAGCUGAGCGACGACUUGCCAACCUGCGCGAACGGAUGUUGUCCUUUUGGGUAUACCUGUGCGAAGAACACCACAUGCGUUCUGGACUCGUCGACCUCAACAACUACUGACUCUGGCUCCGCGUCAACGACGGCCACGUCCGCGGCAACGACAAAAUCAGUUGCCUCUGCCACAUCCACAAUUUCCAUCAGCGAUACCGCCCCGACAACGUCGACAGUAUCAUCAGCAACGUCUACCUCUGUAUUUUCAUCAAACUCAACACAACCCGAGGCAUCAACAACAUGUCCUCAAUUACCUGCAACAGCUGUUGUUGCCGGCUUCUUCCCCGGCGCAGUGGCCGGCGCCCUCGCGGCUGCUAUGAUAAUGAUGUGUAGACGACGCGGCGACAAACAAAACCGCGAAAGCACACUCCAAAAGACCCAUCGCUCAUCCGGUGGUACCAUAGUUGGAAUUUCAGAUCCCAUACCAGAUGACGAAAAUGGUUCGUUCCGUACAGACUUCCUCCUUCAACGAAAACUGAGUGGCCGUUACCCACAACCAGGCACGGUCUCACGCUCCAAAUCCAUGAUGCGCAGAACCGGUACUCGAGUGAAGAGCAUCUUCAUCGGGAAAAACGGUACCACCGCAGCAAGCCCGCAAUGGAAUACCGCAACGCCGCCCAUGCCUCCCAUGCCGGAUAUUUCAUUACCAGUUACACCACCACAUCAAACCGGCAGGCUUGCUGCUGGUCCACGCCAACAAAGUACGGAGAGUAUCAAGGUGUAUUCUCCACCUAACAUGUUGGGUAUAAGCAGCUUGAAUCAGGAUCGAAACACCACGUUCAGCGAGGUGAUGGAAAAGGCGGGCUUUCAGAAUGCGAGGGGUGAGCCGUCAUUUCGGGUGACCGAGACACCUGUUCAGGGCAACAGCCCGCAGCGGAAGAAGUAG